Rhipicephalus microplus (southern cattle tick) is the source of this 818-nucleotide messenger RNA. RefSeq lists its product as uncharacterized. Gene Ontology annotation, molecular function: amine binding. Gene Ontology annotation, biological process: symbiont-mediated perturbation of host defenses. Lineage: Eukaryota; Metazoa; Arthropoda; Arachnida; Ixodida; Ixodidae. The record is from RefSeq and is a predicted model, not a curated record.
GUGAGCUAGUGGAACAAGAUGCGGUUGCUUAGUCGGUAUUGUGCUACUCUGGUAUUUUGUGCCUUUUACUCGACGCUCUUGACGCAAAUAAUGGGUGAAAAAGUGCAUGGUACCGCCACUGCUUUCACAGUAUUCGAGAAUUUUCCUUUUGCUCUAGCCAUAUUCGACAUGGACCAGGACGGAGACCUUGACUGUGUCAGCGCAAUACGCACACAAUUCGACAAAAGCGAACCGAGCGCCACCUACGUCUGGAUGUUCAAAGGAAACAAUCCGAGGAAUGUCACCUUCCACAUAAAACCAGGCCCUACUUUCGACACGAGCACCUACACGAUGGAUGACGAUUACGAGCACGAAUACCAUGCAAACUUCUACUUUUCCGACUACAAGAACUGCGUCAUUUUCGGCAUGCCUCAUUUGGACACAGACGAAUGCAUGUUAUGGGUUACGAAAAAGGUGAAAGACGAUGUGCCGCAGAUUUGCACGGACAAGUACAAGGAAAACUGCGACAUGCAAGUGAUGGCGUAUGACCAAGAAACCUGCGGCGAAUACGCGGACUACGAAUAGGACCGCAUCAUGUCGCCCGAGGAUGGCGAAGGUUUACUUAGAUGUGUCCUACAAGUGCAGCACCUGGAAUAUAGAGCGCAUGGGCACAACAACCAAAUGUACCAUAAAAAAGCACGUGUUCAGUGAUUGUAGCGUGAAGGAAAUUGUGGUCGGAGAACUGCUUCUGCGUAUACGUUGUAUAUGUGCGGGCUCUGGUAUGUUCUUCAGUGGGUUAAAAAAAAGGCGCACAUGAAUUUUGGUCUUCGAAAGUUGCA